Mytilus trossulus (common blue mussel) is the source of this 1216-nucleotide messenger RNA. RefSeq names its product retinol dehydrogenase 13-like. The record is from RefSeq and is a predicted model, not a curated record. The coding region runs from base 145 to 1119 and encodes 324 amino acids. The transcript has 8 exons. NCBI's taxonomy places the organism in Eukaryota, Metazoa, Mollusca, Bivalvia, Mytilida, Mytilidae.
UGAAAAAAGCAUUGUAUAUGUAACCACGUUUACCACACAAAAAAUGAAGUGAACGAAUCCAAGAGUCAUAAUAUAUCUAAUAAUUGAUUGAAGUAUUUAACAUGAACAUAUAGUUUAUACCAGGAGUAACACUAAAACACUAAAAUGUCUUCAUUUUCAUCUAAAGCUAUAACUUAUUCCUUUGCCAUUGGAGCAAUUGGUGGAAUGGUAAUUAUCUUGAAACGGAAAGCACAUGGAAUAACAUUUAAUGGAGAUGAGAGAAUUCAUGGGAGAACAGUGAUAGUAACUGGGGCUAAUUGUGGCAUUGGUUACCAGACAGCUGGCAUGUUAGCAGCUAGAGGUGGAAAAGUUAUAAUGGCAUGUAGGGACAUGAAAAAAUGUGAGGAUGCAAAAGAAGAAAUAAUAAAAAAUACUUGGAAUAAAAAAGUGUUUUGCAAACAUCUCGAUUUGGCAUCAUUGGAUUCUAUAAAAGAAUUUGCAGAGGAUUUUAAUAAAAAUGAAAGUCGUUUAGAUAUAUUAAUUAAUAAUGCUGGGAUAAUGAGAUGUCCCAAACAAAUUACUAAAGAUGGUAUUGAAAUGCAGUUAGGAGUGAAUUAUUUAGGUCAUUUUCUACUCACAAAUUUGUUGUUGGACAAAUUAAAGAGGUGUGCUCCUAGUAGGAUUGUAAAUAUAACCGCUAUAUCACAGAAAAAAGGGAAAAUAAACUUUGAAGAUUUAAAUAGUGAUACAAAUUAUGAUGCUGGAAAAGCUUAUGAUCAGAGUCAACUUGGAAUUAUGUUAUUUACAAAAGAAUUAGCUAAAAGGUUGGAUGAUACUGGAGUAACUGUUAAUGCUGCAUAUCCUGGAAUCACAAAAUCAGAUCUAGGACGCCAUCUUAGUGUUAACAAAUCAUAUAUUUCUAGUUUUUUUAUGAAACCAAUUAAUUAUGUGGUGAUGAGAACAUUAGAAGAAGGUGCAGCUACACCAGUGUUUUGUGCUAUUGGACAUGACGUCAGAAAUACAACUGGUAAACUUUUCUAUAAUAUGCAAGAAAAGGAAGUUACAGGAGAUGCAAAUAAUGAAAAUAUAGCAAAGAGACUCUGGUUGACAAGUGAAAAGUGGACCAGAUUAACAGAUUGAAAUAUCUAUGUUAAGAUAAUUAAUAAAUGAUCUGUAAAUAUAAAUUAUAAAUGCAAUGUGUACAUACUUGAUUGUGGCAAUAGAAAUCAACUUUUAA